AUGUCUGCAGUCACCUUCUCUAUAAAGACCAUAUGUUGGUCUCAGUACGAACAGAGAACGCCCAUUCUUCUCCAAGAAGAAAACGGCCCGUGCCCUCUUUUAGCCAUUGUUAAUACUCUCCUACUACAAGCAGAUAUUGGUGCUCGCACAUCUGAGAUCGACAAUCCUGGCCUGAGGAAGGUAGUUGACAAGACUCGGGAUUUGCGGAACGUCUUGUUAGCGUGUGGUGACCGUAUUCUGUUGGAUCUAGUAGUAGAAACACUUGCCAAUUAUUUGCAGCAAAAUUCAGAUCUCGACAAUAAAUCUUUGGCGAUAGUGGUAUCCCACCUUCCGUCGCUUAUACAAGGUCUUGAUGUUGAUAUCAACCUCAUAACCGGUACAUGUUCCACGGAGGGGUUAGCACACAUGCUAUUCCAGGGCUUUGGUUUAGAAUUCACUCAUGGCUGGUGUAGAGAGCCCUACUUGGGGUUAUCGUCAGACGCUGUGUUCGAGGACCAUCAAACCUACGACAAGAUACAAGAUUUUUUACUCAAAGACAAUUCGGGAGCUGCUUUUGAAAUCAGAGAGUGGUUGGAAAAAAAUAGCACACAACUCACCGACUAUGGCCUCCAAGUGAUGGACAAAACCUUGCGCGCCGACCUGGUGUCGGUGUUCUUUAGAAACAAUCACUUCUCCACCCUAUACAAGGGGGCCAACCACGACUUUUAUCUUCUUAUUACAGACAGAGACUUCUCAGCCCACGAAAAUUAUGUGUGGCAAUCACUCAACUCCAUCUCUGGAGGCGAGGACUUGUUCUUUACAGGUGAUCUUACGCCUUUGAUAGAGGAAGGGCUUACAAAUGAGCGGCCCGAAGAUACAGCUGACAGAAGAUUUGCAGCAGAACUACAAGAACAGGAGGACAUUGCCAUGGCCAAACGACUCCAACAGAAGUACGACGAGCCAUCAAAGAAUGCCUCGAGAGCGCGUCAACCUAGCGAUAAACAUAGAGCACAACAAAGUAGCAAAAAAUUGCAAAAUGACCCAAAAGAAGAGAAGAAAAAGACAAAAGGUUGCAUGAUCGUUUAA
Molecule: messenger RNA, 1065 nt
Organism: Australozyma saopauloensis
Lineage: Eukaryota; Fungi; Ascomycota; Pichiomycetes; Serinales; Metschnikowiaceae
Exons: 1
Coding region: 1-1065 (354 amino acids)
Biological process (GO): protein K48-linked deubiquitination
Cellular component (GO): cell periphery; cytosol
Molecular function (GO): cysteine-type deubiquitinase activity; cysteine-type carboxypeptidase activity; K48-linked deubiquitinase activity
Source: RefSeq, a predicted model, not a curated record